Messenger RNA from Tricharina praecox, 1196 nucleotides. RefSeq lists its product as uncharacterized. Gene Ontology annotation, biological process: spindle assembly. The record is from RefSeq and is a predicted model, not a curated record. The coding region runs from base 83 to 985 and encodes 300 amino acids. Gene Ontology annotation, cellular component: HAUS complex; cytosol. The transcript has 2 exons. Lineage: Eukaryota; Fungi; Ascomycota; Pezizomycetes; Pezizales; Pyronemataceae.
GUUCGUGAUCACGUUUCCCCCACACACACACUGAGCUUCAUCCGCAACCUUAAUCCUCGACGAGCACACCUUCGCACGCACGAUGACAGACUUCGACUCGAUCUGGUCGCCCGCGAAAGUCUUCUCCCCCACGGUCGCCAAGCAAGCCAGCCUGCUCCUCAAAGACUGGGCGUACGUGGACCAAUUCCUGACGACGCGUUUCGCGCCCGCCGCGGUGCCCAAAUUCGAGCGCAACCCGGACACGCUGAAAGCUCUGCUCGCGCUCGCCGCGGCCAACGAGUCCGCCGACGAGGAGAAAACCCUCGAGCGCAGGGUGAAGGAGAAGGCGCUCGCCGAGCUGAAGAAGCGCGAUGCGGCUGUGGAAGCGGCGGGAUUGGGGAAGGGCGAGCACAUACUCGUGGGCGUCGAGGAGCACCUCACGCCGGAGGGGCGACGGUGUCUAAACUCCGUAGCGCUGCUGAGCGUUGCGCUCGCGGGCAACAGCACCGACCCGAAGAAGCUAUCCUCCCACCUCCUCACGCUCUCCACGCAGGAAUUCUCCGUGACCACGCAAACCGCGCGCAUUGACGCACUACACUCGCGACUACAAGCGGACCUGCAGACUCUCCGGGAGACGCUGCGGCACCUCGAGACAGGCGACGAAUACAGACUCCCAUCGGACCUCAGCACGCGAGUGACGGAGUGGACACGCACUGCACGACACCUGCGGAAUAAGACGGAGGACUACAGGAUCCGGCUGGAGGAGGAGGCGGCGGAGGCGCCGAGGGAGGAGCUGUUGGUCCCUGUGCUGGUCGAGCAGGAGCAGGAGGUGCUCGCGCUCAAGGAACAUGUGCUUAAUCUCGAGGCCCAGGCCAAGGGAUUCCAGGGAUUGCCGCCGGAGAAGGAUCUAGCUAGGCUCGAGGUCGAGAGAGUACAGGCUGAGUUGGAGGAGCUGGAGGCGAGGAGGGAGAGGAUGUAUGAUGGUAUGAUAGGGAGCUCGAGGUAAGGUGGUAUACCACGAGUGCGGUUGCUUGUAUUUUACACUAUACCCGAGUGCGGGAUGAUGAGGAGCACAUUAAGCUCUUCGCACGUUUCAUCCCGCUCACUCGUGAAAACAGUCUAUGGACAACGGGGUAUGAAAUUGCUACUAGGUAUAGUAUAUCCAGGUAUAUGAGCAAGCAAGCAGGCAAAAAAUAGAGUAAAGAAAGCACAAAAGG